This is a messenger RNA of Letharia lupina, 2427 nucleotides long. RefSeq lists its product as uncharacterized. The record is from RefSeq and is a predicted model, not a curated record. NCBI's taxonomy places the organism in Eukaryota, Fungi, Ascomycota, Lecanoromycetes, Lecanorales, Parmeliaceae. Gene Ontology annotation, biological process: galactose metabolic process. Gene Ontology annotation, molecular function: nucleic acid binding. The coding region runs from base 1 to 2427 and encodes 808 amino acids. The transcript has 5 exons.
AUGGCAACACACACCAACAAAACGAGUGUGUCAAAACCAUCAUUUGCGAGCAUUGCGGCGAUGGCUCCUCCUAUCCAUCCUGGACCACUAAUCGUAGGCCGAGAAAAUGAGAGGCCUUCGAAAGCAUCGUCCCCAACCCGCUCAAGCCAGGCUUCAAAAGUCGAAAGCCCUAUGGCGUCUCAAUUGCACCGAGAACUGCAGAAUUCGAUGUCACGGCUUGCCGUCAGGGAAUCUCCACUGGCUUUGAACGCUUUAGAUGACCAGCAGAAGAGUAACAUCAGCCGGGCAGGUCUCAAAUUCGAUGAUGAUCAGACUCAGAUCUCAUCGUCGUCCACCAAGCCCGCAAGCCUUGAUGGCAAAAGCACUACCUCUGGCACAACAUUUGCGCUAGACGAAAAGGAGUCGCUUCGGCCGGAUGAUAGUGCCAGUGUCAAAGCUGCCGAGGAUGAAGAUUUUGGUUCGGGACCUGCGUCUGGUACGCAGAAUUCGCGGGUUGGUUCGGAAGCUGGGAGCAGAGCAUUUCGAGAUCAAUUCUACGAAAUCACCGAGAGCAUUGGCUCGGGCUCUCACCGAAUGCAUCCUCUCAGUCGGAGAAUCAUCGUGGGGAUUGAGGAGGAAGGACCGCAAAUGACACGCUCUCCACUUACAUCAGCAUUGCCAGCACCAGUCAACUUGCCUCAUCCUGAUAUCAUUGCGCCUAAAGCGCCUAUAAUUGAUUACAAGUAUCAGGAACCGGAUGAGAAAUUGUUCGAAGCCCUCGAAUCUCCCAAAGAUCGAUUGUUUCUUUUACGCCUUGAGCAGGAAGUAAUCACAUUCGUCAAAGAUUCACAAGAACCGAUGAUCGAUUUGCCUCCCUGUAAUUCUUUUUGUCGUCUACUAGCGCACAAGCUGGCAGAUUAUUAUGCAUUGACACAUUUUGUUGACAAUGCCGUAAGCUCUGUACGAUUGUACAGAACGCCUUAUUGUCGAGUCCCGCCUCCCUUAGGUGCCCUUGCACCAAAAGCUUCGGCUCCCGUGGAUGCCCAAUCCUCGUCUCAACCGACCAUGAAAAUCAUGCGUCGCGCAGGUGUAGGCAGGGAUGGCCAAAUUAUUGAAUCUGGAGCCAACACCGCAGAUGGCUCAAUGGCCCCUUCUAAAGCUGGUUCGGAGACUGGCGAAGAUAGCCAACGAGCCAUGACAAGGGAAGAACGGGAAGCGAAGUACAAAGAGACAAGAGAGCGAAUUUUCGGACCGGAGAGUGAAAAUAUCGACAGCAACGAUGCCGUGAACGAGGUUUCACGCACUAGCUCUAGGAAUGAGAAGAAAAAGAAAAAACACAAGAACAACGAUGACGGUUUUGAAGCACGAUCCCAAUUCAACGCUUAUUAUCCUUCCAUGCAGUAUCCUGUCACAACCUACGAUCAGACUGCAGCUUCACCGGCAUGUUACAGCCCUUAUACCAUGCAGCAGGGGAAUAUGUUAAGCCAGCCCGGGCCUGUAGGCGCGGCCUUGUUGCAGCAAGGCUAUCAACAGGGAUACAAUCCAAUGGCAACCCCACAAGGUUUCCCAGCUAUGACGAGCCAAAAUCCGUCACUAAGUGGAUACGAUUUGCAAGCCGCAAACGCCCAUGCCGCGAGCUACAAUCAACAGAUUUCAUCUCAUUACUAUCCGCCGAUGCAGCAAGGCAUUGGCAUUGGUCAAUCGUCUCCAGUCAUUUCUUCGCCAGCAAUAAGCAACCACGGUCAAUUUUCUCGGCCGCAGUCGCAGUUGUCCGAUCAACAGUGGUCUCAGAACACGUAUCCUUACUCUUACCCGCAACAGAGAGAUCAGCAGCAGUAUUUCCCCUUACCAAUGCAAAGUCCAAAUCCAGUGGCCGGCGUAGCAUCGGUUCCCUACCAGUAUGGGCAAUUACCUUUGCAGCCUGGCACGCAGGGUGUAAGAGCUCAGCAUCCACUACCGGGCAGCUAUAAGAGCCAAGCUUUCAACCCGCAAACCCGAGCUUUCGUGCCCAAUGGGGGCUCUGGUCCACCGCAGGCCGUUCAACAUGGGAACAAUUCUAGUCUUUCGACCCGAAAUCUGAACGGAAGUCAAUACUCGCCAUAUAUCCAACAACCGUCGCCCUACCACCAAGGAUCUUCGCUGCCAGUAUCUGCGUCCUACAGCUUUAGCCAUGAGCCCAAAGCCUACGGAACACGCAAAAGCUCAACACAGUCGAAUGCUGCACAUUCGCCAGUGCAAAGCUCGCUUUCAAAAUGGGGCACUCCGUCUCACCUGCCUCCGAAGCCACCGCCUCCAGAGGUGCCAAGCAUGCCCGAGGCUCAACACUCCCUUCCUAUGAACAACCAAUUCAGCGUGAAUGUUCAAUCGUUGAAGAAUGGAGGACAACAAAUGCCCAGCUUCCAAAAUGGGGUUUAUUCGAUGCCAAGCGUUGGUUCCCAGGCUACAUAG